This is a messenger RNA of Cydia strobilella, 2260 nucleotides long. Its product is annotated as SEC14-like protein 2. Gene Ontology annotation, cellular component: cytoplasm. The transcript has 10 exons. The record is from RefSeq and is a predicted model, not a curated record. Lineage: Eukaryota; Metazoa; Arthropoda; Insecta; Lepidoptera; Tortricidae. The coding region runs from base 102 to 1301 and encodes 399 amino acids.
AAACGUUAGUUGACCGUGGACGCCCGCGGAAGCCGCACGUUUCUCCGUACUCGCGUUGUGAAUAUCGUCAAGCAUUACGUUUCUUUACACAACAAAUAACGAUGCCUGUUUCACCGAUUGUGGGAAUCGACGAUGACCAGCGCUUCGCUUUGAUGAAGUUCCGUCGCAGCGUUAAAGAUGUCACAAAACCAGAACACGAUGACCACUUCCUUCUGAGAUGGCUGAGAGCGAGACAAUGGGAUGCGGAAGCAGCAGAAAAAAUGCUUAGAGACUCCCUGGAGUGGCGCGAAAAAUGGGGCAUCGACUCAACAUUACCAGAGUGGCAAGCGCCUGAGGUCCUGGAGACGCACUUCCCAAGCGGCAGCACCGGGUUCGAUAAAGAAGGAUCACCAGUAAUAAUAGUCCCAUUCGUGGGUCUGGACGUCUGGGGCCUGCUGCACUCCGUGUCGAAGACCGACGUCAUCCGGAUGAUCCUCCGCCAUCUUGAAAACUACCUAGCGAUCGCUCGCAAGCAAGCAGAGACGCGUGGACCUCAGGCUCUUAAAGUGACAGUCCUCUUCGACCUAGAGGGCUUCAAUAUUCGCCAGUACGCAUGGAAACCGGCUGCGGAGAUGGUCUUCAGCCUACUAAAGCUGUACGAAGCCAACUACCCUGAGAUACUCAAGUCCUGCUACAUUGUAAACGCCCCCAAAGUAUUCUCCCUCGCAUUCUCCGUGAUCAAAAAGUUCAUGCACGAGUACACCAUCUCCAAGAUCAAGAUCUACGGGUCAGAUACCAAGAAAUGGCAAGCACAAGUCCUAACGCUCAUCGACAAAGACCAAAUGCCGGUCCACUAUGGAGGGACAGUUGUGGAUGACAAUGGGGAUCCACGGUGUAGUCUCAUUGUAAGUAUAAGAGGCAAGGUGCCGAAGAGUUACUACUCGCGGAACACGACAGGAGACUCCGAGAAGGAGUUCAAAAGAGUCACCAUCAAAACGGGCGAGAAACACGUGGUCGACAUGCUGUGCGGGGAGGGGGAGAGCGUGCUGAAGUGGGAAGCAGGAGUGGACCACCACGAGAUAAAAUUCGUGAUCAAGCGAAAAGAUGAGGAAGGUGCCGAGACUGUUGUCUACGGUCCCAAGAAGAUCGGCGAGGGGCCAGUGGAUGUCGGCAUAAUGCCUAUCACUGGGCCUGCAACUUAUUCAGUGAUAUUCAACAACAAGAGCUCCUUCCUAAGAAGCAAGAAGGUAUUUUAUCACGUCAUCGUGUCCGUGCCCGAGCGAGAUCUCAACAUGAACGUCGAGCCCGACGACGAUAAAUAACCUGAACCAUAGACUAAAGACUGUAGGAUUGUGAUAUAUACUUUUUAACUAAAAAAUAUAGUUUGUCAAGGAAAUCUUGCCAGUAGAAAAAGGCGCGAAAUUAAAAUUUUCUAUGGGACGAUUAACCCUUCGCGUCUACAUUUUUUAAAUUUGCCGCCUUUUUCUACUGACAAGAUUUGCUUGACCAACUUGACUUGAUUUUGCAUUCAUGGCAGGUGAAGGUGACUCAUGUCACCAUUGCAUGCGAUUUGCGUUACAUUGCGGCAUUUGAUGGAUCGAUUGAAUUCGUUGCACCUACUUAGCCGGCAAUUAUCUACAAGCGCUUGCAAUUUUUUGCAGUGUGACUAUAGUCACAGCCUUUAAAAAACAGCCAAAAAUUGGCGGCUUUGUUGAAUUAUAUUCGCUCAAUGGUUCAAAAUGAACGAAAUGAAAUCGUGCAAUAAUAAAUUAUUUUUGUACUGCAAAAACUGAUCUCUAAUAAUGUUCACAUUCUUAUGAUAGAUAUUAGAUAGACUAUGAUUUUAUUUUGGCGUAUUAUGAGUUUCUUGUUUGGUUGUUUUAUUUUGCUACGUACAAGUUUCUGUAAUAAAUUGGAUACGUACACUACUGCUCCAAUUAGGGUAAAUUACCCAAUUAUAGGCACAGAAAAUUAACUUCGUAAUUGGCAAUUAUUUUAUAGUCACCACAGUUGCGUUACAUUGUUCGGGUGCCUUCAAUAGGGUAGUUUACCGCUCUGUGGCUUUGUGCCCUUUGUGCUACUGAGAAGACAAAUGUUAAUGAAGUUGUUUUGCAUAGCGACAUGGGCAUCGACCAUAUUAUUAUAUGUUCUGUAUGGUUAGCGAGAAAAAAAAUACGAUAAUAUUUUUGCAGUUGAGUGUACCUAAAGAAAUAGACUAUUAUAAUUAUGUACAUUGUAAGUGAUGUUUUAGGGUAUGUUAUUCGUGGUUAACAUUUUUAUA